CGGAACUCGGGCCUCCACAACUUUCACGGCCCUGGUCCCCGAGCAGCCUGUCCGCCUCUCCACGCUAUGUCAUUACGGCCGCGGCUGUACGCUGCAGCACGGCUGCGGUCAUGGUGCUGGACAUGAGCAUUCACAGAUCUAGGCAGGCGAUGGCCUUCAUAGACCGCGCCUCGUCCUCUUCAAUUGAACGCCCGUCUCUCAAGCUUCAACGCGAUUGUCCUGUCUGUUAACCGAAGCCACCAACCUUCACAUACUCGUCUCUGCGCAUCAUUCUUUCUCAUACAGAGCUUCACCUAACCGACAUGUCAACAGCAGCCCUUAAGAUGCCCCCCUCUCGUGCUAUCGACAGCGCAAAGCAAAGCUCAGAAGCAGCUCUCGCAGACGCCUCCGCCGCCAUGAAGAACGCAGCGGAGAACCCCAAACAAGCAACACAAAGCUUCCUCCACACACCGUUCGUACGUGCAACACUGCCGUUCAUCAAUGGAGGAAUAGCAGGCAUGACCGCCACCAGUGUCAUCCAACCGGUGGACAUGGUCAAAGUAAGACUACAGCUCGCGGGAGAGGGCGUGAAAACAGGCCCGAAGCCCACCCCGGUGUCCGUGUUGAAAGACAUAGUCGCCAGCGGAAAAGUCCUCGAUCUCUACACGGGCCUCAGUGCUGGUCUUCUUCGCCAGGCUGUAUACACAACAGCCCGAAUUGGUUUCUUCGACACCUUUAUGAAAUCCCUGACUGCAUCUGCAGAGACCAAGGGCCAGAAAAUCGGGUUCAAGGAACGUGCUGGUGCGGGUCUCGCUGCAGGUGGUCUUGCAGCGGUUGUUGGGAACCCGGCGGACUUGGCCCUAAUCCGAAUGCAAUCUGACGGGCUGAAGCCUCUCGCCCAACGCGCAAACUAUACAUCUGUUAUCGACGCCCUGGUCCGUAUCUCCAAGGCAGAGGGUGUGACGCGGUUAUGGGCCGGUUGCUAUCCCACAGUUGUUCGCGCCAUGGCGCUCAACUUCGGACAGCUGGCUUUCUUUUCCGAGGCCAAGAACCAACUCAAAUCUACGUCUCUUUCGCCAAACACGCAGACGCUUACUGCGUCAGCCGUGGCUGGCUUCUUUGCGAGCUUCUUUAGCCUGCCGUUCGACUUUGUGAAGACAAGACUGCAGAAGCAGACUAGGGCCGCCGAUGGAAGCCUUCCAUACAAGGGCAUGUUCGAUUGUUUCAAGCAGGUCGCAAGAGAUGAGGGCCUUCUGCGAUUCUACAGAGGGUUCGGCACAUACUACGUGCGUAUCGCACCGCAUGCCAUGGUGACGCUUGUUGUUGCGGAUUACUUGGGCUUCAUCACCAAGUAGAUUGAACGCCGGAGUACGUACACGGUACGGAAAAUGAUGACUUCUUCAUACGACUAGGAGGGAGUUUAGGAGUUUAGGAAUUUGUAUAUGUGCGCUUUUCUAUACCUUUGAGUGCAUGUGGGGCAUCUUGAGCUUGGAUUUGGCGCUCGCGGCGCACAGCUUUUUCCUCUUUGGUCAUCGGGCAACUCGUCUCAUAGCGCUCUUGCGAGUCGAGUGUGGAUUUGGGCAUGGGCGCCUUAAAGCGCAAUUUGAUAGGACGCGAAAUGGAAAGAAUUCGCGAAUUGAAGAAAACGUGUAAGAGGAACAGUUGUCGUGCAGUCGAUUUUGGGGGUUGGAGACGCAUUGCGUUUAUUGCCAGGCUUC
Paraphaeosphaeria sporulosa is the source of this 1697-nucleotide messenger RNA. RefSeq names its product mitochondrial carrier. Gene Ontology annotation, molecular function: oxoglutarate:malate antiporter activity. The transcript is spliced from 2 exons. NCBI's taxonomy places the organism in Eukaryota, Fungi, Ascomycota, Dothideomycetes, Pleosporales, Didymosphaeriaceae. Gene Ontology annotation, biological process: transmembrane transport. The coding region runs from base 303 to 1334 and encodes 343 amino acids. The record is from RefSeq and is a predicted model, not a curated record.